Molecule: messenger RNA, 549 nt
Organism: Plasmodium coatneyi
Lineage: Eukaryota; Apicomplexa; Aconoidasida; Haemosporida; Plasmodiidae
Product: SICA antigen
Exons: 2
Coding region: 1-549 (182 amino acids)
Source: RefSeq, a predicted model, not a curated record
AUGAAAACGUCGAACACAGAAAGAUCAGCAGUGGUAAUACCAAGACAACCACAGAAGACGCUACCCAGAGUUCAUGAAGUCAGUCUUCUGGAGUCUUACCUUCCUUUGGCUCUUGUGUUCCUUGGUGUUUCUGCUAUGACUUAUUUACUUUGGAAGUAUUUUAUCUUCCUUCGUAAAAAAAGACAACGUUACAGAAGAGCUCAUCAAGUAUGUGGUCCUCCAACUUUGGGAGAACAACUCCCUGAUCAUGUGGACGACCAGUAUGAUGGUCCACAUGAAUAUACCUUAGUAAAGGAACGCAGACAACCAAAAUCUGCUCCAAUGAGAAGAACGAAGAGGUUAAAAGAACAGGGCGUUGAUGGCCGUGUGUGUCACCGUACCAUUAUUGAUAUCCAUUUAGAAGUCUUAGACGAAUGUCAAGAAGGGGGCCUGCAUUCGAGGAAAGAAGACUUUUUUGAAAUUUUGGUUCAAGAAUUUAUAGGAUCUGACUUUAUAAAGGAGGAAUUUGUUCCUAAGGAAGAUGUUGCAUAUUCAGGUUUCAGGGUUUAG